Lotus japonicus is the source of this 559-nucleotide messenger RNA. RefSeq names its product agamous-like MADS-box protein AGL80. The coding region runs from base 78 to 548 and encodes 156 amino acids. The record is from RefSeq and is a predicted model, not a curated record. The transcript is spliced from 2 exons. Gene Ontology annotation, biological process: positive regulation of transcription by RNA polymerase II. Gene Ontology annotation, molecular function: cis-regulatory region sequence-specific DNA binding; protein dimerization activity; DNA-binding transcription factor activity, RNA polymerase II-specific. NCBI's taxonomy places the organism in Eukaryota, Viridiplantae, Streptophyta, Magnoliopsida, Fabales, Fabaceae.
CUUCUCCCGCGGUCGUUCGCAUAGGCUUUUGUAGAUUCAAGGAUCCAAUUGCAUCUUGAACUUUCAAUUGAAAAGCUAUGACUAGGGCCAAGGUUGAACUUGCUUAUAUCGCUGAUCAUUCGUUAAGGAAAGCAACAUUCAAUAAAAGGAAGAAUGAUAUCAUAAAGAAGUUGAAAGAGCUCACUUUUCUCACUGGGUUACGAGCUUGUGCAAUAAUUUCCAGUGUUUUCAAUGCACCCCCUGAGGUUUGGCCAAAUACAGAGGAAGCUAUGGAUGUGGUUGAGAAGUAUCAUGAUGCACCCGCACUGAAUGAAAGUGAUAAUUUGCACCCACUUAGCUUCAUGAUGCAAACCAUUUCCAAACUCCAAGAUGUUCUGGAAAAGAAGCUUCGUAGGAUUCGUGAGGAUGAGCUAACUAUGGUUAUGUUCAACUAUAUGGAAGACAAAACCUUGCCAGAAGAUCUGAGUUUUGAAGACUGUAAUAUUAUCAACGAGUUAGUUCAAAAGAAAAUCGAGGAAAUUGAUUUGAAGAUCGCUAUGCUUAGUUAAAAAAUAUUGUA